GUCCACUCAACUGUCAGCAGCAGCAGCAAUGGAGACAGCCUCUUUCUCUCUUCUCCACAGUCUUCCCAUUUCCAGAACUGCAAUUCCAGAAAUUACCAAAAUACCCCUCACUUCCACGCUCUUCUCUUCCACAUUCUCAUCCUCCUCUUCUUCCUCUCAUCGGAAUCCCAUCUCUCCCAGCAGAAAUCCACGACUCUCUCGAUCUAUCAUCGCUUUCAAUGCAUCGGCUGGCGAUGCAGAUUCCAUUACGUCGCAGGAACUUGCUCUUCUUCUUGAAGUAGAAGGGGUACUUGUGGAUGUCUAUCGGUUAGGAAACCGUCAAGCAUUCAAUGCAGCAUUUCAGAAGUUAGGGCUGGAUUGUGCAAAUUGGACAGAUCCAAUAUAUUUAGAUCUUGCAAGGAAGGCUAGUGGUGAUGAGAAAAGGAUGCUGGUCAUAUUUUUUAACAGGAUUGGUUGGCCCACUUCAUUGCCUACUAGUGAGAAAGAAAACUUCAUGAAAAGUGUUCUACGAGAAAAGCAAAAAGCUUUGGAUGAGUUUGUGAUGACACAGAGCUUUUCAUUACGGCCUGGAGUUGAAAAUUUUAUUGAUGAUGCAUGCAGUGAAGGUAUACCUGUUGUUUUACUCACUGCCUACAGUAGAAACGGGGAUAAAAUGGCCAGGGCUGUCAUUGAAAAGCUUGGUCAUGAAAGAAUUUCUAAAAUAAAAAUAGUGGGGAAGGAGGAAAUGGAAGGAAGCUUUUAUGGUCAACUUGUACUUGGUAAAGGAGUUUCUUCUAGUUUGGAUGAACAGCUAGCUAAAGAGGCAAGAAAAGCAGCUUCUGUCGAGAAGCAAAGGAUAGCUGAGGAGGUUGCGUCAUUGCUAAAACUGAGUGUUGAUAUUGACACCAUCCCCUCUGAAAGCUUGGAAAAGAUUGUGGCAACAUUGCGUGCUGGUGCGGAGUAUGUGGGACUGCCUGUGCAAAACUGCAUUCUCAUUGCAGGUAGUCAGCCUGGAUUGCUUGGAGCUGAGUGUAUAGGCAUGCCGUGUGUGGUCCUUCGGAACAGUGCAGUUUUUCCAUGGAGUCAUGUGAAGGUGUAAAUAUCAACGGUCAAACAGUCUCCUAAUUUCCAUUGUGCCCCUUAGAAAUUGAUUUGAUGUCCUUUCUUGGCAACAUUGGAUGUCCACACAUUUUUCAGAGAAUCAUCGAAAUGGAAAAUGGAAAUGGAAAUCGUAAUCAAUUUUGGGCUGAAGGAUCCCUUAUCCUUUACCCAACUUGGGUAUCUAAUAUUCUGAAGGAUCCAAGUAUCAAUGGUUGGUUGCCUGCGACCAUAGUUAUGGGUUCAAGCAUCCAUUGUGGUGUGAGUGUGCGGGCAUGUGUAGGGUGUGUGAGUGCAUGUGAUAUUAAAAAAAAAGAGGGUAUCAGUGGUUGAAAUUGUUGCAUUUAAUAGUUUUGGGCUGUUGAAGGUGGAUACUAGAUCCCAAUAUCCUGUUGUAUGAACCUCAUCCACACUGAUAAAUAUUAUAUAAAUCAUUACACGAGCAA
Magnolia sinica is the source of this 1523-nucleotide messenger RNA. RefSeq names its product CBBY-like protein. The transcript has 11 exons. Gene Ontology annotation, molecular function: hydrolase activity. The record is from RefSeq and is a predicted model, not a curated record. NCBI's taxonomy places the organism in Eukaryota, Viridiplantae, Streptophyta, Magnoliopsida, Magnoliales, Magnoliaceae. The coding region runs from base 29 to 1078 and encodes 349 amino acids.